AUGGCAGCAGUUCCCUUCGAUCAGCUUGACGGCGACAUCUGGAUGAACGGCGCGUUCGUGCCGUGGGCGGAUGCAAAGAUUCACGUGCUGACGCAUGGCCUGCACUAUGCAAGCUCGGUAUUCGAGGGCGAGCGCGCCUAUGGCGGCCGGAUCUUCAAGCUGACCGAACAUUCCGAGCGGCUGGUGGAAUCGGCGCGCAUCCUGGGCUUCGAAAUCCCCUACACCGUCGCCGAGAUCGACGAUGCCUGCAACAAGACGCUGGUCCGGCAAGGCUUCACCGAUGCCUAUGUCCGUCCCGUCGCCUGGCGCGGUUCGGAGAUGAUGGGCGUUUCGGCACAGAAGAACCGGAUCAAUCUUGCGAUCGCCGUGUGGGAAUGGCCGAGCUAUUUCGACCCCGCCGAAAAGCUCAAGGGCAUCCGCCUGGACAUGGCCGAGUACCGCCGGCCCGAUCCGGCGACCGCGCCGUCCAAGUCCAAGGCUGCCGGCCUUUACAUGAUCUGCACCAUCUCCAAGCAUGCCGCCGAGGCCAAGGGCUAUGCCGAUGCGCUGAUGCUGGACUGGCGCGGGCGCGUCGCCGAGGCCACCGGCGCCAACGUGUUCUUCGUCAAGGACGGCGAACUGCACACGCCGGUGCCCGAUUGCUUCCUUGACGGCAUCACGCGGCGCACGGUGAUCGAUCUGGCCAAGCGGCGCGGACUGACCGUCAACGAGCGGGUGAUCAUGCCCGAGGAGAUGGCCGGGUUCGAGCAGUGCUUCCUGACCGGCACCGCCGCCGAGGUGACGCCGGUCUCCGAGAUCGGACCCUACAGCUUCGCCGUCGGCGAGAUCGCCAGGACGCUGAUGGCGGACUACGAGGCCGAGGUGAUGCCGGCGACGGCCGUCGCCGCCGAGUAA
Messenger RNA from Effrenium voratum, 894 nucleotides. The record is from the annotation of a GenBank genome assembly. Lineage: Eukaryota; Dinophyceae; Suessiales; Symbiodiniaceae.